GCUGUCCGCGGUGCUGACGAGAGAGAGACUCCGCGCUCGUGCGCACGGUGCUGCACAGCCAUAAACACACCGAGAGCGCGAGAGCAAUGCGCAACGCACUCACGACUCCCCGUUAAAACAGACCGAAAGCAAAGGUAAAACAUGUCGUCAUCAUCUAGAUGCUGUGCAACAGGGGUGUUCAUCCUCCCCUCGCUCCUUCUUCUACCCCUUUUCCUUUCUCUCGUUUGUGGAGUUCAAGGGGCCACGCUAAGAGAGCAUCGCCUAAGCGAAAGUGAACCCGUCUCUUAUGGACCAGCGUCCCAGAUCCGUCCUCCUCCGAGUGCCGAGAUGCUCAGAGCUCUACGCUACAUUCAAAGCCUCAGCCAGAGAACCCCACCUGAUCACCUCGAUGACCAGCAAGACACUUCAGACGGCAUGGAGAGAGUUCGCUCCCUGCUACAACUGGCAGCUCCUGCCCGGUUGGAUAGAGGUAUGGAGGUGAGGGAGGAAGAGAAGGACAACACUCAAGAGUUGCUGCAAGCAGUGCUUACCACACUACAACAGACCGAGGAACACAUGGUGCCCCAGAAAACCUCCCAGAAGGUCAUCGCACCAUCUCAACCUCGAUACACUGUCCAACCGUUCCCAAGACCAAAGCAACAACUAGAAGUGGAAACUUCAGCUGAGAAUUACGGAAGGACCUCGUGGGCCAAUCCGGAUAGCCAGAGACGGCACCGGAAGUUCCCACUUGUGUUUGAGAACGAGGAGGAUCAGGAGCAGCCUCUCAAACGGACCAACGAGAAAGCAGAAGAACAGUACACACCCCAGAACCUGGCGACCCUUCAGUCUGUGUUUGAGGAGCUAAGUGCAAUCUCCACAUCUAAGGCCAACAGCAAACGGGAGGAUGGUGAAGAUGCUGAUGAUGCUGAUGAUAAUGACUUGUACAGGCAGAGGAAGAUGGUCUUGGAAGACAUCAUGGGAUCUGAUGAAUGGGCACCUUUGGAGGAACAAACAGAGACUGAAGAAGAAGAAAGAGAGAGGCAUGGGUUUAAUCGCAACCUUGAGGAUGAGCAAGAGGAAGAGGAGGAUGAAGAGGACGAUUAUGUCAAAAGAUCCAACCAACCCGACUGGUUCCAGACAGGAAAAGAGGAGGAGCCUGAGGACAUUGCAAAGCUUGUGGACUACUAUCUUCUGCAAAUCCUAGAAAAGAAAGAGCAGGAGCAGCAGAAAAGACGAGAGGCCAGCAAGAGUGAGCAAGAAAGCGACAGAGAGGUGCAGAAAAAAGAUGUGGAUGAAGAUGAUGGAGAGGAGGAUGACAUGGAGGAGAGGGAAAUUAGGCCAAUACACAGCACAUUCCCUGAGUCUUUGUCCAAGAUAAUCACAAUCUCACAGAAGCUGCGAAUCCCACCAGAGGAAGUUCUUGAGCUUCUCCAUAAUGAGAAGCAGAAGGAUUUAUUGGGAACCCCAAAGAAGUCAAUGAAGACCACUCACAAGACCUUCGCCGCAGCACCUCACCGACGGCCACUCGAGACAUCGGAGGGCAACAGCAUCACCCAGGGCAUCAUGAAUAUCCUCAAGCUGGUAAAUGCAGCACAACAAAACAACAACCGACCAACGCAACCGAAAACAUCGCGUUAUUAUGAGAGGAAAACUAGCAGGGAUGAUUAUGACGACACUGCCGGUGAGGAAGACGAACUUGUCAAUUACCUGGCAUUGGAAAUGUUUGGGCAUGGACAGAGACGUGCACGUCUGACGCCAUUACGUGACAAGGAUCAGCCCGUGUACGAACGCGGUGACUACUUCGAUAAAAGCGUGCCAGAAAAAAGACCUGCAAAUCACGAGAACGCAGUGACAGGAUUAGACAACAACACAAUACUGCAAAUCCUGCGGUAUCUGGAUCCGGAGAGCGACGAUGCCGACGAAACGGACUCUGAGGGGAAAACAGUCCCUGAAAUGUAGCCGUGUAGAUAAUGAUUAUAUUCAUUGUUUGAAGUUUGUCAUAUAAUAAAGUAUUUUGAAACAAAUAUAUCCCCUAAUUGCAUUUAGUCAAUGUAGUGCUCCAGCUUUUCUCAUUUCUUGUUCUGUAUAGCGAGAAAAAAAAAAAAAAGUAUUUUAGUAAACUCGACCAAUUUGUUUCUUAGUUAGCGAAUAUAACAAUGUAAAAAGUCACUGGCUUUACCUCUUUAACAUAUGAACACACACAGAUUUUCUCCCUCCUAACAACGCCAGUUAUGUUUUAAGUCAGUCAGUAUCUUGUGCGUGUGAUGAGGUCAUGUGUGACGUGGCAGAGGUAAAUAAAGCAUUUGUUCACACCACG
Messenger RNA from Sinocyclocheilus grahami, 2296 nucleotides. RefSeq names its product secretogranin II a (gene scg2a). Gene Ontology annotation, cellular component: secretory granule. Bases 142 to 1938 code for a protein of 598 amino acids. NCBI's taxonomy places the organism in Eukaryota, Metazoa, Chordata, Actinopteri, Cypriniformes, Cyprinidae. The record is from RefSeq and is a predicted model, not a curated record. The transcript is spliced from 2 exons.